Molecule: messenger RNA, 1869 nt
Organism: Paralichthys olivaceus (Japanese flounder)
Lineage: Eukaryota; Metazoa; Chordata; Actinopteri; Pleuronectiformes; Paralichthyidae
Gene: pdcd2
Product: programmed cell death 2
Cellular component (GO): nucleus; cytoplasm
Source: RefSeq, a predicted model, not a curated record
UGUGUUUGUUUCCUCACGGACGCUUUACGGAGCUGUACCAGCGCUGCAUGUGUUUUGUUGUGACAGGUCCUGGAGGAUAUUUUCUUCCACGGGACAGUUUAUUCUCAGUGAGUACAACCUGUCCACUGGACAGACACGUAACCUCCGCUACAUGAUGUCCAGCGAUGGGAGGGAGUCUCCGGCGGAGGUAGUCCUGGGUUUCCUGGAGGAUGCGGAGCCCUGGCGGCUUCGGUCGCCACAGUUCCCCAGUAAAGUCGGGGGGAAGCCGGCGUGGCUCAGCCGGAGAGGCCUGCCCUCACUGGCCGAGCUGGAGUGUGAGAGAUGCCGCCUGCCCAUGGCCUUUCUGCUGCAGGUGUACGCACCGAUCUCAAGUCAGGACUGGAGUUUCCACAGAUCGCUCCUCCUGUUCUGCUGCAAAACCCCCGAGUGCUACACACCCAACGACAGCAGCUGCAUGAAAGUUUUCAGAAGUCAGCUAUCCAGGAGGAAUGAGUUCUACCCUUACGACCCUCCACCAGAGGACGAACCCCUCAGCGACCCUGAAUCCGAGGAGAGAGUGUUGCCCGUCUCUGGGGUUAAACUGUGUUGGGUGUGUGGUUGCCCUGGCAACAAAGCUUGUUCUAGAUGUCACACUGUGACCUACUGUGGAAAACACCACCAGAUGCUCCACUGGAAACACACACACAAGAAGGAGUGUGGCAGCCAAGAAGUGUCCCUCGUCACAACAUCUCCCUUCCUCUUCCCUGAAUCUGAGCUGGUCACUGAGCCUGAGGAAGAGGGGAAAGGGGAAGACACAAAGGAUGAAGGAGAAGAGGAGGGGAGCAGCACUCAAAGGGAUGUAGACUGUCCCUCUUUAGCAGAGACGCUGGCAGAGACCGACCUGGAGGAGAUGGCCAUGUGUGAGACUGAAGACAUCAAAGUGUUCCAGAGGUUUAAAAAGAAGAUCGCACCAGAACCACACCAGGUGGUUCGCUACAGUCGAGGCGGUUCUCCCCUGUGGGUGUCUUCCCAGCACAUCCCUUCAGAUCAGGAUAUCCCACCAUGCACCUGUGGCGCCAAGAGGACUUUUGAGUUUCAGGUGAUGCCCCAGCUGUUAAACAGUCUACGUGUGGACUCGACAGGAGCCAGUAUCGACUGGGGUACUGUGACCAUCUACACCUGCUCGGCCAGCUGUAACCGUGACGACCAGUACUCCCCCGAGUUCAUCUGGAAACAGGAUUUCAGCUCGGAUCAACACGCACUGAUAACACACUCAUAACAUCUGACAGCUCAUACUGAACAGCGAGGAGACUGGUGUCGUCACACUAGCAGUGAUGUCACUUCCCACGUAGUGAACUGGACGUGUGCUGCAGCUCUUCUUACAUAACUGGUGAUGAUAAACAGAUCAAAUGUUAAAAUGAGUGAAAGGCCACUGACUGAGUGAUCAGACUCCUUCUGUAUCCAGCAGAAUGUUGAACAGCAGAUAUUCACUGUCUGGAUUUCUCCCAGAUUUCUUUUUAUGAGGAACUGUUGUACAUUUUAUUUUUCUGUGUCCAGACAGAGAAAUAAAUUAAUAAAAUGUAUUUCAUUAGAAGUUCAGAUAUUCAAACAGGGCUUCUGGAUCCUGGUUCCAGUUCUAAACAUUUUCUUGAAUGAUCACAAUUUCUGGUUGUAAAGAACAGUGUCAGUGGUGUUUCGGACCUAUGUGAGUAUUAGCUUGUGUUCAUCUUGCUUCAUGCUGUUGAAACAGAUCAGUGAACUGGAGCUGAUGAGGAAAUCCAUCAUGAGCUUGUGCCUUAUCACAGAGAUUUUAACGAUGUCCCUUCAUCUGAUUCUCUGUAUUUUUCAGUGCUUCAGUGACAAACAUUGAAAAUAAACCACCGCUUAAGA